Messenger RNA from Sesamum indicum (sesame), 1343 nucleotides. RefSeq names its product fatty acid elongase 3-like. The record is from RefSeq and is a predicted model, not a curated record. Gene Ontology annotation, biological process: fatty acid elongation, polyunsaturated fatty acid; fatty acid elongation, monounsaturated fatty acid; fatty acid elongation, saturated fatty acid. Gene Ontology annotation, molecular function: fatty acid elongase activity. Gene Ontology annotation, cellular component: endoplasmic reticulum membrane. NCBI's taxonomy places the organism in Eukaryota, Viridiplantae, Streptophyta, Magnoliopsida, Lamiales, Pedaliaceae.
CAAAUCGUAUGAUCUUGAAUCCAACGCCCCAGAUGAUUAGAUGUUCAAAUUUCUCCCCAAGAUUCAUGAACAAAGAAAGGACAAUAGGUCAAAGGCAGAUAAGAGGGUUGAUUGGAUAAACUCCCUUUUGAAACUUCCAUUCAUUUCAUCACUACUGACACAUACAAUUUCAUUCCCUCAUAAAUCAAACCCGAAUCUUUGUUUUUCCAUAUAUGAAUCAAUCUUGAUCAACUACCCUCAUCAAAAUUAAUGGUUUUCAUCCAAAAAUGACACUGAAAUUCAUCCAAGAACUGAACUUCCGGCUGUCGGAGCACCCAUCCGUCGUCUACUUCCGGUGGAGCCCCACCCAAUCAUGGGGCUCAACUUGGAUUUUCCUCAUCACCUCCAUCUCCGCUUACAUUGCCGUCUCCGUCACCCUCCACGUCUUCCUCCUCCUCCUCCGCCGCCGUAAGCCCGUCCCACUAGGCCCUAUUCCCGCCCUCCACAGCCUGGCCAUGGCCCUACUCUCCGCCACCAUCUUCGCCGGGAUCCUCUCCUCCUCCGUGGCGGAAAUCCGCGACACCCGGUGGUUCUGGCGGCGGUCCAAAACCCCUUUUCAGUGGCUCCUCUGCUUCCCCCUCGGCACCCGCCCCUCCGGCCGCGUGUUCUUCUGGUCCUACGUGUUCUACCUAUCCCGCUUCCUCCAUAUCUUCAGAACCUUCUUCACAAUCCUCAGACACCCGCAGAAGCUCCCCCAUUUUCAGAUUUUCAACCACUCCAUCCUCAUCUGCAUGUCGUUCCUCUGGCUCGAGUUCUCGCAGUCUUUCCAGGUUCUUGCGAUCCUCUCCAUGACUCUGGUCUUCGCGACGGUUUACGGAUACAGAUUCGCGACGGAUGUUGGACUGCAGAAAAGCUCCAGAUUCCCGCUUGUGAUGCUCUGCCAGAUUAUUCUGGUGGUGACGAAUUUGGGGUGGCAUGUUGGGGUUCUCGUCCUCCAUUUCUUGAAAGGCGGGUGCAAUGGAAUGGGGGCCUGGGUGUUCAACACCGUGCUCAACAGCUUUGUGCUUCUGCUUGUGCUCAACUUUUAUGUCAAGAAGUGCUUAAGUGAGAGAGACUUUGCUGCUUCUGGAGUUGAAGGAAAAGCUGCAGCUUCAGAAAUAAGCUAUAAGCUGCUGACGAGCUCCGAUCGAUUGUGAGGAAAUGGGAUUAAUUCUUGAGUUUGUGCUAGAUUUUUUUAAUUAAAUAUUGUGAUUUCUGCUUCUUAAUCUUGUUGUUUUAAGCUGGAAGUCUGUAAAUACAGACAGCGGCUUUUGGAUUAAUCCAGCUAUCUUUAAGUUGUUUAAUGGAGGAUAUUGUUCAACUCA